Molecule: messenger RNA, 4747 nt
Organism: Onychostoma macrolepis
Lineage: Eukaryota; Metazoa; Chordata; Actinopteri; Cypriniformes; Cyprinidae
Gene: kcnv1
Product: potassium voltage-gated channel modifier subfamily V member 1
Exons: 3
Coding region: 422-1879 (485 amino acids)
Biological process (GO): protein homooligomerization; potassium ion transmembrane transport
Cellular component (GO): voltage-gated potassium channel complex; membrane
Molecular function (GO): voltage-gated potassium channel activity; protein binding
Source: RefSeq, a predicted model, not a curated record
UAGAUCUCGUGAUAGCGAAGGCUUUGAUUUUUCCAGACGAUUACAACGCGUCUAAUUUUUUACUGGUUGUAUUAAGUGUCUGGAGUUUGUUGCCUAGCAGCCUGAAAAUGUCUCCUGAUUGGUUGAUAGCUCGCACUCUCUCCAGCGCGUGUUAAAACGCUUGUGAAAGGUGGAUGAGCGCGCUUGAGAACUGUUCCGAACUCUGGUGAACCUGUGAAACCGUGAGCUGCAUCGGUUCUUAACUGUCAGCAUUUUGGAACAUUCGGUUUGCAUUAUGUACUUCAGUUUAUCGACAGAGGAGCAACAUCUUUUGAAGUGGGAACAGAGUAAAGGGACCGAUGGAUCCAGCUCACCUCACACAGGCGCACACGCUUUCAGUGUAGGCUUAUAGGCUGAAGGGCUCACCGUUACCCAGAACACCAUGAUCACAGAUUCAUCAAGUCCGGCAGAGUUCUACGAGGACAACGCAUCGCUGCUGUCCUUGGACUCUAGCGUAUUCUUCAGCGAGCCCGCGCUACCAAGUGACGAUCCACUGGACUUCUUCAUUAUAAAUGUCGGAGGCAGCCGCUACAUCCUCUCUCAGGAACUGCUGGCCUCUCACCCAGAGACUCGCCUGGGCAAGCUGGCACUCUCCAGUCGAGACUCUGCUUUAGAUCUGUGUGACGAUGCAGAUUUCUUGGAGAACGAGUUCUUCUUUGACCGCAACUCGCAGACCUUUCAAUACAUCAUGAACUUCUACAAGACCGGUCACUUACAUGUGCGAGAGGAGCUGUGUGUGAUCUCGUUCCUUCAGGAGAUUGAGUACUGGGGCAUCGAUGAGCUCCGCAUAGACAGCUGUUGCAGGGACAAGUACUACCGCAGGAAGGAGAUGAAGGAGUCACUGGAUAUUCGUAAGGAUGCUGAUAUAAUGGACAAUGAGGAGGAGGACUUCACUGGCAUUUUGUGCCAGGACUUACGCCAACGUCUAUGGGACCUUAUGGAGAAGCCGGACUCCUCUAAGGCAGCCAAGACGUUUGGAACGCUAUCCAUGUUCUUUGUGGUGAUGUCCAUCGUGAACAUGGCUCUGAUUUCACUGGACUUCACUAUACUUGGUGCACCCAUCAUCUUGGACGCUCUUGAGUACAUUUGUAUCAUUUGGUUCACCGGUGAGCUGGUGCUCAGGUUCAUGUGUGUUAGAGAUAAGUGUAGGUUCAGCAGGAGUGUGGUGAAUAUCAUUGACCUGCUGGCUAUUCUGCCCUUCUAUGUGACUCUGGCUGUGGAGAGCCUGCAUGGAGGAUCUACGGAGCUGGAGAACGUUGGACGGGUAGUUCAGGUGCUGCGGCUAUUGAGGUUUCUCAGGAUGCUUAAACUUGGCCGACACUCCACAGGUCUCAAAUCUUUGGGAAUGACGAUCCACCAAUGCUACGAGGAAGUUGGCCUCCUGAUGCUGUUCCUUUCUGUGGGCAUCUCCAUCUUCGCCACAGUGGAAUACGCCAUUGAACACGACAUACCAGAGACCACCUUCACAAACGUGCCCAGCGCCUGGUGGUGGGCCACCACGUCCAUGACCACGGUAGGGUACGGAGACAUCCGUCCGGACACUGUGCUAGGAAAGGUGAUGGCCUUCAUCUGCAUCCUAUCCGGCAUUCUUAUUCUCGCACUGCCUAUCGCCAUCAUCAACGAACGGUUCUCUGCCUGCUACUUCACGCUUAAAAUGAAGGAAGCGGCGCUGCGGCACGGGGAGGCGCUGAAGCGACUGACGCGCAGCUCGGCCUCGGAUAUGUCGGCGAUAGGGGUGAACCUGCGGGACGCCUACGCUAGAAGCGUGCUGGAGAUGCUGCGGUUGCAGGGGCGAGAGCGAGCCAGCACACGCAGCAGUGCAGGAGAUCUCUGGUGGUAACAGUAGGCCUGCAAGCUACCGGAGAGAAAGAGACAGAUAAAGAACAAGUGAGCGAGAGAGGUCUUUUAAGGACCACAAAUCUUUUAAAAGCCUCAUAUCAUGAGGAAUCAAAAUUUGCUUUAUCUUUAUAGAGUUUAUUGCAUUAGGAAAACAUACUGUAACUUGCCUCAAAAUAAUUUACAACCCGAAUUCCGGAAAUGUUGGGACAUUUUUUUAAAUUUGAAUAAAAUGAAAACUAAAAGACUUUCAAAUCACAUGAGCCAAUAUUUUAUUCACAAUAGAACACUUGAUUCAUUUGAUGCCUGCUACAGGUCUCAAAAAUGUUGGCACGGGGGCAACAAAGGGCUGAAAAAACAAGAAAUUUUGAACAGAUUCAGCUAGGAGAACAUGGCAGUCUCUCAGAAGUAAAGAUGGGCAGAGGCUCUCCAAUCUGUGAGAGAGUGUGUAAAAAGAUUUUGGAAUACAUUAAAACCAAUGUUCCUCAAUGUCAAAUUGCAAAGGCUUUGCAAAUCUCAUCAUCUACAGUGCAUAGCAUCAUCAAAAGAUUCAGAAAAGCUGGAGAAAUCUCUGUGCAUAAGGGACAAGCCUGAAGACCUUUGUUGGAUGCCCGUGGUCUUCGGGCCCUCAGACGACACUGCAUCACUCACCGGCAUGAUUCUGUCAUUGACAUUAUUAAAUGGGCCCAGGAAUACUUCCAGAAACCACUGUCGGUAAAUACAAUCUGCCGUGCCAUCUGCAGAUGCCAACUAAAGCGCUAUCAUGCAAAAAAGAAGCGAUAUGUGAACAUGGUCCAGAAGUGCCGUUGUGUCCUGUGGGCCAAGGCUCAUUUAAAAUGGACUGUUUCAAAGUGGAAAAGUGUUCUAUGGUUAGACGAGUCCAAAUUUGACAUUGUUGUUGGAAAUCACGGACGCCAUGUCCUCUGGGCUAAAGAGGAGGGAGAUCUUCCAGCAUGUUAUCAGCGGUCAGUUCAAAAGCCAGCAUCUCUGAUGGUAUGAGCAGCUUGCAUGUUUUGGAAGGCACUAUGAAUGCUGAAAGGUAUAUAAAGGUUUUAGAGCAACAUAUGCUCUCCUCCAGACGACGUCUAUUUCAGGGAAGGCCUUGUGUAUUUCAGCAGGAUAAUGCAAAACCACAUACUGCAGCUAUUACAACAGCAUGGCUUCGUAGUAGAAGAGUCCGGGUGCUGAAUUGGCCUGCCUGCAGUCCAGAUCUUUCACCUAUAGAGAACAUUUGGCGCAUCAUUAAACAAAAAAUAUGACAGCAGCAGGAAAACCUAUAUCAGGCAAGAAUGGGACCAAAACUCCAGAAACUCAUAACCUCGAUGCCCAGACGUCUUCAAACUGUUUUGAAAAGAAGAAGAGAUGCUACACCAUGGUAAACAUGCCCCCGUCCCAACUAUUUUGAGACCUGUAGCAGGCAUCAAAUUUGAAAUGAGCUCAUUUUGUGCAUAAAAUUGUAAAAUUUCUCAGUUUAAACAUUUGUUAUAUUCUCUAUGUUCUAUUGUGAAUAAAUUAUUGGCUCAUGUUAUUUGAAAGUCUUUUAGUUUUCAUUUUAUUCAAAUUUAAAAACCAUCCCAACAUUUCCGGAAUUCGGGUUGUAUUUAAAUCAUACUGCAAAAACAACUGAACGUUCUCAUGUUUCUGAUGUCACAAACCUAACUUUGCAAUCCUGUAACAAUGUAAUGCAGGUUUGCAAAGUGACUAAAGUGGUAAAAGUGUAUUAGAAAUGAGCGCAAACCUGCAGCUUGCAGAUAAAGUGCUACUGCUCAUUUCACAUGUAAAUGGGGCAUUUCUUAAUGUUGCAAUAUAAUGGAAGUAGCAACAGAUCUUUUCUUCCAUACUGUGAUGUACAUUAAUUUGGGGACUUGGUUCAGUUGUUGAUUGGAUAGAGGCAGUUGAACAUGCAAACUUGCAGUCAAUUGUAAGAAAGAGGCAUGGUUUAAAGGUAUAGUUCACCCAAAAAUGGGAAUUCUGUCAUCAUUUACUCACUCUCAUGUUGUUUCAAACCUGUAUGACUUUCUUUCUUCUGUGGAACAUCAGAUAUUUUGAAGAAUGUUGGUGGCCAAACAGUUUUGGUUCCUAUUGACUUUCAUUGCAUGGACAAAAAAUACAAUUGAAGUCAAGGAGAACCAAAACUGUGGUUGCCAGCAGUCUUAAAAAUGUCUUCUAAACAACAUGGGUGAGUCAUGAUAUGACAUUUUGAUUAAAGAUUACGAGGUUAAAAAAGGUUAAAAAAAUUCAACGUGGAUGAAUGGUUCACAAUAAGAUCAAUAACAUGCAUUUAGAAAAUGGAUAACUUGAUUUUCCAUUUCAUACCAACUUUAAAAGACAGCAGCAGCAAAAACAGACCAUUUAACAGAGUGGAAAAUGUAUAUUUAAAAUUGAGAUAUUUAAAAAUCUAAAUUUUUAUUAUAAUAAAAAUAAAAAAACUUGACAUUGAACCUCAGGGAAAAAUUCAUAUUAAAGACAAAAGUAUAUUACGACUCCUUUUAGGGUGAAGUGUGUGAUUUCUUCACAAAUAAUGGCACAAAACAGAAUUGCAAAAAUAAAGACUUUAUUCAAACAGGUUUCCCAAACACUGCCAUUGGUUGGACAACAGUUAACCCCGCCCCAAACUCGCACCAUUGGUUGAAUCAGUGUUUUUAUGCUGCUUAAAAGAACCAGAGCAAUUCACAUUUUGAACGAAUCAACUUACAAAUGACUUCAAAUUGUCUCUGCACAUUAAGCUGGGAGAAGUAUUUAAACGUGAAAUUACAAUCAUCAAAAUGAUUUUUCAAAACCGCUACAUGCCUGUUCUGUUCAUCUUUGUGCAACUCACUGAUUGUUUGUAAUACAAGUAGUUUUUACUGUUCCAUUUAAAAGACAUGUAAUA